UCCCUCUCAGCGCCCCGUAUUUGUUUACAUUCGCACGCAGCUUGUUGGAAACGAACAAUUUACCGAGUGUAGGAAACAAUAAAACGCAUUAAUCGACAUCUGCUCAGGCUCAAUUUACAUAUAAUAACUCGAUUAUCAUACAGCAUAUUAAAUCCCGCAGAGGAUUUAAAGGGAUGUCAGCCGUGCAGAGAGCGAACACGUGGGAGAUCUCAGACUCAGAGGAAGAGAGUGAUGAAAAUAAACCAUCAUCAUCAUCAUCAUGUGUAAUGCUCGAUCAGGACACAUGCACGGAUGAAUCAAACCCUUCAGCCGCAUCCAGGAGCACUUCCGGGCGGCCAGAAGACCGCAGCAUCCGCGCGGCUGGAGAGAAGAGGAGGAGGAGGACGCGAGAGGAGGAGCAGGAGGUCCGAAGAGCUGCCUCAGAGACACGGAGACAGCUCCGAGAGGAGAAGCUACAAGAGCAGCAGCGGAGGACAGAGGCCGCGGUGAGAGUGAGCCUGUUAAAGCCGGAGAACUUCAUCAAGAGGCUGACGCUGCAGAUUCACGCAGCGACUGAAGAUGAAGCUAAAAAUGGAGUGAUUGAAGAAGAUCAGGUCCUGAUGGUGAUCUCCCAUAAUGAGUUUGAGGACAUGGUUAUGUCACAUAAAACUGUGACCAAUCAGUCGGCUCCCAUUGGUGAUGUGUACGAGGAGGCGGAGUCUCUGUUGCAGCAUCUCUAUAAAUACUUGAACAAAACUUCGAGGAAAUUUGUCACAAUUCUAGUGAUCAGUCAUCAGCAACGAUCAGGAUCUGGGGAUGAAGAUGAUUUUGACUUCCACCUCAAUCAGCAUCAUCUGGACACAGAAGGGCUGCUGGUUCACCUCCAGCUCUACUGGAAUGUGUCGGUGAACUUCCUGUUCGGCUGGCAGGAAGUGACCGAUCAUGUGGUUGCAGUUACCAAAGCUUUAUCCAAGAGACCUUACAAGGCGUUGUGUGGUGACCCUGAUCUGGGGUUCUGCAUGGACGGCUCGUGGUCGGCAGGUGUGCGAGUGGACAGAGACGGCCGCGGUCUCGCUCAGGUGUGGACACGUCAGAUCCAGCAGCUGAACCGCGUCAGUCCAGCUCUGGCCAAAGCCGUGACGAGCGUCUACCCCUCUCCUUCCCUCCUGCUGCAGGCCUAUGAGGAGCUGCCGUCUGAGGAGGAGCGACGCAGACUAUUGGCUGAUCUCGCUGUGGUGGGCGGAGCCAAAGAGAGGCGUGUUGGUCCUGAGCUCGCUGGCCGUAUAUAUCGCCUCCUCACUUCCCAGAAUCCUCAUCUCCUGCUGGAUUAAGAGCAGAUUUGUGGGAGUGAAAAACUAAUUUUGCACUUUAUCACCAGUAUAGAAGACUAACCUUCUUCUAUAAGUUUGUGCCUCAAAUUAUUGCAUUCAUUCUCCAUUAUGAACUUAUUAAUGAAUAUACCAUCAAUACUUGAAAAUUAAACACUAAUUAAACAUUUUAUGUUUGUAUGGAUUAUUUAAAACUGAUUGUAAAUUUAAGACUGAAAAAGUGAAUUUAUUAUAUGAAUUGAAAAUAUUAAUCUAUUAAUUGGUGUUG
Molecule: messenger RNA, 1575 nt
Organism: Sinocyclocheilus grahami
Lineage: Eukaryota; Metazoa; Chordata; Actinopteri; Cypriniformes; Cyprinidae
Gene: eme2
Product: essential meiotic structure-specific endonuclease subunit 2
Exons: 8
Coding region: 174-1310 (378 amino acids)
Biological process (GO): mitotic intra-S DNA damage checkpoint signaling; double-strand break repair; replication fork processing
Cellular component (GO): Holliday junction resolvase complex; nucleus
Molecular function (GO): DNA binding; crossover junction DNA endonuclease activity
Source: RefSeq, a predicted model, not a curated record